Molecule: messenger RNA, 1900 nt
Organism: Ictalurus furcatus (blue catfish)
Lineage: Eukaryota; Metazoa; Chordata; Actinopteri; Siluriformes; Ictaluridae
Exons: 6
Coding region: 420-914 (164 amino acids)
Source: RefSeq, a predicted model, not a curated record
ACAGCCUCGCGCGAUUAUGUUCCCUGUUUUGGGAAUUUUAUUUAUGGCACGCGCGCUCUCGACGUGCUCCCUGGCUCUAUAACGCUGUCACCGACUACAAUGUCAAGCCUUUUAGGAGUCUCGCGAGCUUCCGUUUUCACCCCAAGGACAGAAGAUCCGUCGUGAUUUAUUUGUUUAUUUAUUCGUUUGUUUUUUUUUUUACCCGAACUGACUCCACCUGAAGUGAUAUUUGUGCGUUAAAGUGAUGAUGUCUUCACAAUAAACCAAGCUAAGGUCUAUGUUAGAGCGACGAAGACAGAAAUGGAGGUGACAAGGCGAAGAGACUCCAGUGGCCAGUUCUCUGACAACUCGGACCAUGACUGUGAGGUACAGAGGAAAGCAGCACGAAGUGUAACGAAUGUGGGAAAAACAGGGCAAUAAUGGCCAGAUACUCAGAGGGCUAUGGCACUGAGGAGGAGUGCGUCCAGUCCGAUCCUCAGCGAGAGAGCGAUGCAGAUGCAGACAUAGAGGAUGCAGACACUAGACUACAGGUCGUGGGCUCUCUCCAGCGAAUCAGCUCUCGGAAGCGAAGGCGUCAGCGAGUAACCCGGCAAGACACCACGGAGAGCGAGGAUGAUGGGGGGCAAAGCCACAGGAACCACCGCUGGAGUCUGAGAUUGAGUCCCCAUCGCUCACCUAAUAGAACCAUACUAGAGGAAAGUGUUUCUCAGGUCAGGCCACUGGUGAUUUGUCACUGUAAUCCAGCAGAUACCCCGGCUGCUUCAGCCAACCAACCCGAAAAAGGAAAAUGGUCGAUGAACAUAUGGCCUUUCUCUCUCUCUUUACCUCUUUUCUUCUUCCUCUUUCUUCUCCCCCUCUUCAUUUCCAUCAUAAUUGUGUUCUUUUCAUUCCUAUACCCACUUACUAAUACCUGACACCCCCUGCAACAGAUACCUCAAGGAAUCAUGUUUUUGUUGAUAUGUGUACUAUGAGAAGCACAAAAUUGGCCUUGAAAUGAAAGUGUAAUGUCUGAUACAUGUUAGCUAGAGGAUAUUAGUCGCAUUAAUUAUUUGAAUCCUUAUGUAAGAGUUUAAAAUGUCUGCAAUUUUAGUAAAUCCUUGAAAAUCACGAAUAGGUUUCUUUGUCAGACAGAAUGCUGUAAUUCAAUCCUUAUUCCUUUCUCUUAUCUUGACUUAAUUGUCAGUGUUUAAUCACCCACAAUAAUCCAUCGUAUUGCAUUUAUUAAUAGUUAUUUUUUUUAAAAAAAGCAAAAACCUUAAUUAGAUGAUUAAUUUGCUAUUUAUUACAACUUGUUCUUAAAUGUCACCAUGAUCGUUUUGAGCUCAGAUGUUAUUUCUUACUCCACCAGUGUGUGUCUGUGUAUGUAACGAUGCGUGCGUAGAAAGAUUGAAAACGGAAACGAAUUACUAUGCAAUGUACAGACAAGUCUUUUAGGAUUUGUUUAUGAUAGAAAAUACACUUUUUUUUAUUUUGUGAAUGCAUGGCUGAAGUGAUAUUAAGCAAACCUCAACUGAUGCAUCAAAUCUAUGAUAAGUGGCAGAGCUUAUUACUUAGUUCGAUUAAGUUUCACAUCAGUGUUAGCAUUAAAGAUUUAAGUGCUAGUUAUGUUUAAGUGAGAAGUAUAUUUAAUGUCAUUUUCUUUUCCUCUAUACUGUUUUUUUUUUUUUUUUAAAGUUACAUCUUAAUAACAGCCCUGAUGCGAUUGCUCUGGAAUUCUUAUUCAGUAUUAUGUUUAAUGCUAUUAAUUUUGUGCUUUUAUAGCUCCACCAGCUCCAGCACAUUUCUGUCCUUGUCACAGUCUCAUGCUUUUCCUCUUAAGCUUUAAAAUGAAAAUGAGGUGUAUGUUUGUGAACAUUUUGGGUCCAUUUGAACAUAAAUAAAAAAAAUUGGUUUGAAAACA